AUGCAUCCACUUCAGAAGAGUGUUGAUGAAAUUAAGGAAUUAGAUAAAGAUCCUUUCAAAAACUUGAAAAUUAGUGAUACUAGCAUAUUAGACACUGUCGAUGAAAGAAGUUUAUGUAAAAAGUGUAACAAAUCGAGAAAAUAUUUUUGUUAUGUUUGUUAUAUUCCAGUACCUCACUUGGAAGGGAAAAUUCCAAAGGUGUCUUUACCAAUAAAAAUUGAUAUAAUUAAACAUAAAAAUGAAAUAGAUGGAAAAAGUACAUCAGCACAUGCUGCAAUUUUGGCACCUGAUGAUGUCAGAGUAUUUACAUACCCUACAGUACCAGAAUACAGUGCAAAUGACAAUGUUGUAUUAAUAUAUCCAAGUUCAAAAGCGAAAACGAUUAAAGAAUGUUUCGAAGAAAAUUAUGAAUUACUUAAAACGAAUGAAUUUCCAUUUACAAGGGCUGUGUUUAUCGACAGUACAUGGAAUCAAAGCAAAGGAAUUUUCAAAGAUGAAAGAAUAAAUACAUUGCCUGCAAUAGUUUUAAAAAAUAAAAUAUCACAAUUUUGGAGGCAUCAGAAAAAAAGUCCAAGAUGGUAUUUAGCAACUAUAGAAGCUAUACAUGAACUAUUGAUUGAAAUGGUUAAUGAAAGAUGUGACAUGAUUAAAAGAAAAGAAAGUGAAACACAUGUGGACAAUAGAACAUCAUCUGGUUAUUCAUACAAUGGACAAUAUGAUAAUUUAUUAUUUUUUUUUAAUUACAUGUAUUCAAAAAUUCAUGAUUUAUAUGAUCAUGAUUCAUUACUUUCUUAUAAAAGAUCAUUAGAAUAA
Pediculus humanus corporis (human body louse) is the source of this 813-nucleotide messenger RNA. RefSeq lists its product as uncharacterized. Gene Ontology annotation, cellular component: nucleus. Gene Ontology annotation, molecular function: tRNA-uridine aminocarboxypropyltransferase activity. The transcript has a single exon. The coding region runs from base 1 to 813 and encodes 270 amino acids. The record is from RefSeq and is a predicted model, not a curated record. NCBI's taxonomy places the organism in Eukaryota, Metazoa, Arthropoda, Insecta, Psocodea, Pediculidae. Gene Ontology annotation, biological process: tRNA modification.